AUGUCGCGCAGGUUGUUGAUUUUCCUAUCGGCCGUCGUCGUUGGCUUCAGCCUCGCCGGCGCCACCGCCAGUCUCCCCCUCCUCCGCCUCCAGCUCAGCUUCGGCAACCAGCUAGCAGUUGUUUCCGGCGAUCCUCUGAUCCAAACCGCAUGCCACGGCGUUGGAGGAUUCGAGAAGGAGUGCAUCUCCACCCUGCAAUCAGCGCCGCCGCACCAGAAGGCUGACGCCAACGGCCUCGCUUUCUUCACUCUCAAGUUCGUUGAGGACCAAGCGGUUAACCUAACAGCCGGCAUCAAGAAAGUCACGCUUUCGGACGUGUCCCCUCUCCUCCAGUCGGCACUUAGCGAUUGCCUCGACCAAUACAACCCGCUCGAUGACUUGAUUGAGGAUGCCAUUAAUGCUGUCCUGGGGAAUGCUUACGCGGACGCCAAGAAAUUCAUCGAGGCUGCCAUGUCAGACAUCGACGUAUGUGACUCGCAGCUCAAGGCAAGCAAUGUGGAGGAGAAGGUGGAGAACAAAAAUGGGGACGAAGUCCAGCUGCUGAGAUGCAAUAUACAAGUAGCCUAA
Messenger RNA from Striga hermonthica, 567 nucleotides. The record is from the annotation of a GenBank genome assembly. Lineage: Eukaryota; Viridiplantae; Streptophyta; Magnoliopsida; Lamiales; Orobanchaceae.